CUUGGGCUUCAUCGGGGAAGCGUUAAGCGAGACUGAAAACGGCAGCGUGUGCCCAUUUGGUUCCUUCAAGCUUGACGCGUAGAUCGGGGACAUGGCUGCUGCAGAGUUGGAAUUUUGCGAAUGUUCGAUGGAAGACGUUGAUCCAAAGAAUUGCCCGGUCUUGAUAGUGGGUGAAUUGGGAAAACUGUUGAAACUGCAGUGGACGCAGGUCCGGGGGAAGCUGCACCCCCGCGUUGAUGAAGAGACAUGGAAGACUGCUUUAAGCAACCUGAGGCCAAAUCCAACGGACUCUUGCCCUCUCUGGCUAGAUAAGGCUACAGUGGCUGCACUUCCAGCAAAACUAAGCAGGCACAACACCCCUUCAUCAGCCCACUUUCUCACACGGCUUGUCCACAGCUGUCUACCAGGUAGAGGUCAUCAGUACAUUGUGGUUGUCUGUGAGCAGACUACAGUAUUUCCCUCCACUUGUGCAAUUGCUAGAGCAUUUCCCCUUUUUAAUCGGAAAUUAUCUCUUUCUGACUGCUGUGAUAAGCAAAAAGUAACAGUCGAGUUCAUCUUAUGCGAACCCAAUGAUGGUCCACUCUCCAAGUCAAUGUUAAUGUGUUUGACAAAUGUGGCAGAAAGCAUUAGAAUGGCUGCAAGAAUAGUGGAUACACCCUGCAGUGAGAUGAACACUGAUGACUUUCUCCAGGAGAUUAAAGAAGUUGGCUCACAGUUAGGAGUGGGUUUAACAGUUAUACAAGGAGAGGAGCUUAAGGAGAGAGGUUUUGGAGGAAUCUACGGAGUUGGAAAGGCUGCAUCAAAUCCUCCAGCCCUUGCUGUUCUUAGCUACAAACCAGAGGGUGCUACUCAGACAAUAGCUUGGGUUGGUAAAGGAAUAGUUUAUGAUACUGGUGGCUUAAGCAUCAAAGGAAAGACUAUAAUGCCUGGAAUGAAGAGAGACUGUGCAGGAGCAGCUGCUGUUUUGGGUGCAUUCAGAUCAGCUGUUAAACAGGGUUUUAAAGAAAAUCUACAUGCCGUAUUUUGUCUGGCAGAAAACUCCGUUGGUCCAAAAGCAACCAGACCAGAUGAUAUUCACCGUUUAUAUUCAGGAAAAACUGUUGAGAUUAAUAACACAGAUGCUGAGGGUCGCUUGGUUUUGGCAGAUGGAGCUGUUUAUGCUGUCAAAGAUCUUAAAGCUGACAUCAUUUUGGACAUUGCAACACUUACUGGAGCACAGGGCAUUGUAACUGGAAAAUAUCAUGCAGGUUUGUUAACCAAUAAUGAGAACUGGGAGAAAGCUUGUGUGAAAGCUGGCAGAAACAGUGGAGAUCUUGUACAUCCUCUUGUCUACACACCUGAGCUUCACUUUAGUGAGUUUUCUUCUGCUAUGGCUGACAUGAAGAAUUUUGUGAGCGAUAGAAAUAAUGCCCAGAGUUCCUGUGCUGGUUUGUUCAUUGGUGCUCACAUUGGGUUCGACUGGACAGGAGUCUGGAUUCAUGUGGACAUGGCUUUUCCUGCACAUGUUGGAGAGCGUGCAACAGGUUAUGGCGUGGCCCUGCUGCUGGCACUGUUUGGUCGUGCGACUGAUGAUCACAUGCUUCAUCUGGUUUCGCCACUGGGGAGCAACAGAGAGCAGAAAUUGAAUGAUGAUGAACUAAAAGAAAAAGCACCAAAAAGGAGGAGACUGGUAUAAGCAUUGGGCUUGGUUGCACAUAGCACUUGCAAAGUCUAGACUUGGUCCAAUGUGGAGCCUAGCAUGUUUAUGCAGUUAAAGCAAAUGCAUUUUGCAGGUGCAGAUGGCUGACUUCUAACCACUGACCGUUUUUAUGCUCAUUGUUUUUCAUAUCUGUGUCUUUGUUGUUCGAUGCUUGCUUACUUUGUUUUUUCUAGUCCUGAAGGCUUUUAUACCGGCUGCUGUUAAGUGUUUUUUUUCUGCUGUAUAAUAGCAGACAUUGAAUUUAAAUGUAAUUUCAAAAAAAGAGGAUGCCUUCAAUGUUUAUGUAUUGUAUGCUUUUAGUCCAGCUUUCUUGGAACUUGGCCUGUCUAGUAUUGCAUAUACUCUACUUUCAAAAUGAAGGCUGCAGGUUUUAUUAAAGAAAUUAUUCAUAAGUAUAAGAUAAUAUACCACAUGUCCUCAACUAGUUAGCCUCUUAAUUAAUUAAUUUAUCCCUAAUUCAGGUACUUAACCUGUAAGUACUCCCUUUAUAGAAAUAUAUCGGCUGUUGUGUUGUUCAGUACCUAUGAAGUGCCUUGGCAUUUUCAGUGUAGAAAGGUGGUGUACAAAGUUAGUGGUUAUUUUUUAAACACUAUUACUGAUAGCUUUAGAUUAUAAAUGUGGCUAUUUUGUUAAGGGUGGGAAAUAUGAACAUACUGUAAAGCAUACUAGUGCUAAACUAUUGCUUUUGUUCAAUGUUUUCUAGAACACAAAUCAUAUCUUUUGUACCACGAUGAAUCCUGCACUCCAUAAGAAAUUUAAUUGAAUUAAAUGAUACUGUUGCGUGCAGAGGCAAUUUUGUUAGCAGAUCCGUGUUUCAGAAAUAUAAAGGGUGGAAAAUGUCACCUGUCUGUGCUAAAUAGGCAUAUAAGACCAUGUGUAUUUGUCACGUUAAAACUGCAGCAAAGAUCGAAGAAUUAUUUGCAGUCUCUUCUGAUUCUGUGCACUUCACUUUUUUACCACUGUAUUUGAGAGUGGAUUUUUUUUAAUGCAGUAUUACAUUACAUUACAGUAGAGAUACUGUUUCUGAGUGGCUCAAAAAUACGUAAGCCAAAUUACUCCAUGCCAAGGGUAAAUGGCAGUUUGGUUGACAAUGGUAAAUAUGCUUUGUGUUCCACCAUAUUUUACAUGACUUGGGCUUUAUACAGCUAUUGUAGAACCACAACACAGGUGAUUACAGAUACUCGUCUAUCAUAAUGUUUAAUCUGGUAUAUUUAUUUUUUUGAAAUUUUUCAAAAAUGUCUAUUGCAAGUCAUUCAGGUUCCUUUACUGUAAAAUACAAACUCCGGUUUGGCUAGAAUUUGUAUUUUUUUAGUACUAUUUUCUUCACUUUGACACGGUUUACAAACUGAAGCUUGAUUGCUGUAAACAUUGGACUUGGUGUGACCAAGCUGAGGAGUAUCAAUAGAUAGAUGAGGUAAGGACAAAUGGUCAUUGUUUGGCAUAUUGGAUAUAAAAAAUAACACACCCUGGAAUGGAAAAGCAGCCCACCAGUUUACAAAAGAAGUCCUGGAAGGUCGGAUUUUUUUUUUUUUUCCCCUUGUUUUCUAAUCUGAAAAGUUCUUUAUUUUGCAAACUGCUGUAAUGAUUUUAGUUAAAUGCACUUAGCAGAUGUUAAUUAAUAUAACACUGUGUUACAGAAUUUCAAAAUUUUGCAGAUAUCCUUUUUGUUACUACGUCAGAUUUUUAGUAUCAUUUGUAAAUAUUUUUGAGUUGCUUAUACCAGUAAAUGAAUCAUUUUUACAUGAACUGAAAUCUAUAUAACGAAAUGUAAUGUUGUGUGUAAUAAAUCUGAUAAUUGCAUCUAAA
This is a messenger RNA of Erpetoichthys calabaricus (reedfish), 3505 nucleotides long. Its product is annotated as probable aminopeptidase NPEPL1. Gene Ontology annotation, molecular function: metalloaminopeptidase activity; manganese ion binding. The transcript has 12 exons. Lineage: Eukaryota; Metazoa; Chordata; Cladistia; Polypteriformes; Polypteridae. Bases 92 to 1675 code for a protein of 527 amino acids. Gene Ontology annotation, cellular component: cytoplasm. The record is from RefSeq and is a predicted model, not a curated record. Gene Ontology annotation, biological process: proteolysis.